AUGGCCACUGGGUCAGAGACUAAUAGGCUUGCUUUUCUUGCUCUCAAAGAUAAGUUAACAGAUGGCAACCCAGAAGCUCUGUCUUCAUGGAAUGAUUCCGUAUACUUCUGCAAAUGGCAAGGCAUUACGUGCAGUCUCCGUCACAUGAGAGUCUCAGCUUUGAACUUGACAAAUCAAAAUCUGGAGGGCACUAUUGCACCAGCAUUAGGUAACUUUACCUUUCUCAAACUGCUCAAUCUUUCGUAUAAUGGAUUGCAUGGUCAAAUUCUCAAACAGAUUAGCCGUCUUAGACAACUGCAAUAUCUCGAAAUUCCCUUCUGGUUCGGAUCUAUGCAGCAAAUUACAACGUUGAGUCUUGGUGCUAAUGAAUUUCAUGGCAUAAUACCACCUUCCUUGGGAAAUCUUUCAUCAUUGGAGCAUUUGUCUCUUGCACGUAAUCAUUUGGACGGAAGUAUACCUCAACCUCUCGGUGGGCUUUCAAAUUUACACAAGCUCUAUCUUGGUAGAAACAAUCUUUCUGGUAUAAUCCCUUUUUCACUUUAUAAUCUUUCUCGCAUGGAAGAAUUAAGUAUUGAUUACAACCACUUUUCUGGACCUAUUCCGUCAAAUAUUGGCCCUGCGUUUCCAAAUCUUCGAUAUUUUUAUGCGGGACACAACUUGUUGAUGGGAACUAUUCCAGCUUCAUUAUCCAACUUCUCUCAAAUGCAAAUAUUUGCAAUAUAUGAAAAUGCUUUUAGGGGUUUAGUUCCCACCUCUUUGGGAAGACUACAAAAGCUUCAUAAAUUUGAGAUUGACAAAUAA
Molecule: messenger RNA, 801 nt
Organism: Neltuma alba
Lineage: Eukaryota; Viridiplantae; Streptophyta; Magnoliopsida; Fabales; Fabaceae
Product: putative receptor-like protein kinase At3g47110
Exons: 2
Coding region: 1-801 (266 amino acids)
Source: RefSeq, a predicted model, not a curated record